CUAGGAGAUGUGAUACGUUUACUAUUGCACAUCCGGGGCCUUUAUUUAGGACAAGAACCGCGGUCCCAAGCUGGUUAAGUUAGCACCGUUAGCUUACUAGCUAGCCUCUGCACAAAAACAAACAUUUAUUAGCCGCUUGCGGCAACGGUACUUUACCUUUCUUUUAGCUGUCGGUGGUGAUUUAAUAAGUCAAAUACUACUGUAUGUAGGUGGCUGUGUUUUAAUAGUCGUUAAAUGGGCUUAUGGUACAGUGGUCAGAGUAGUAAAAACAUUGUGUUUUAUACACGUGAAGAAGUAAAUAAAUAGCUGACUGACCGCCAGCAUGGGUAGGCGCUCGUCCGACAGUGAUGAUGACAGCCGAAGCAGGAGAAAAAAGAAACAGCGUCGCCGCUCGUCUUCCUCUUCUUCUUCUUCGUCCUCUUCCUCUGGCAGCAGAGUGAGAAGUAGCCGCAGUCGGAGGUCCAGUCGCCGCCGGAGCCGCUCUCGCUCCAGAGACAGGAGGAGGAGAAGACGUUCCAGCAGCAGUUCGUCUCACAGUUCAUCUCGCAGGAGGAGGAGUCGAAGCGCAGAGAGAGACAAAGGGAGGAGCCACCGUUCACACAGGUCACGCAGCCGGGACAGGAGGUCUCAUUCUCGCCACCGGCGGUCUCGAAGUAGGAGCGGCAGUCGCAGCCGUCGAGGUACCCACAGCCGCAAAAGGAGCCGCAGCCACAGCAGGGACCGGGACCGGAGCCGGCGCAAGGGCCGUGACCGGGAGAGGGAAAAAGACAAGGAGAGAGGACGGGACAGAGACAAGGACAAAGAGAAGGACAAGAGUAAAGAUAAGGCAGAGAAAAAGGGGGACGCUGGGAACAUCAAAGGCAGAUUAGAACAUCUGACUCCAGCAGAGCAGGCUAAGGUUCGAAUGCAUUUGGUCCUGCAGGCUGCGGCUAAGACUGAUGAAGUCCUGAAGGCCAAAGUUGCCAAAAGAGAGGAGGAGGCGGCCCGGAAGAAGCUAGAAGAAGAGGGAACUUCUCUGGAGGAACAAGUGCGAAGGAUAAAGGACAUUGAGGCCAUCGAGAGUGAUUCUUUUGUUCCUCAGGCUUUCAAAUCAUCCAGGGAUGAAAUAAAGACUGAGCUGCCUGAGGUGAAGCAGGAGCCAGAGAGGGCAUAUUCGCAGGACGUCACACUUCCCACGUCAAUAGUAUACAGUGACACUGACACGCUUGCUCAUCCAAGUUUGUUUUUGGAUAAGGAGAAGGCUGAGGAGCUGUGGCUGCUAAGGCUGAUCUCGCUGCGACAGGAGAGGCUGAUGGGAAGCCCCGUGCCCUGAGCAGCAUCGGUGACCCGAGAGGUCUUUCCUGUUCCCAGGACAAUUUCAGUCUCCGUUUGAACCUCAUUCAUAUAGUCAUGUUUGGUUUUAUUUUAUUUUAGCCCCUGUCAUAUUUUCUCAUGUUUCAGGACAUCACAGUAUGUUUUUAUCCCCCUUCCUCUAAUUUCUCUUAGUAAUUAUACAGACUAGUGAGACUUUGUACAAAUAAACAUUUUUUGGUUUCAA
Molecule: messenger RNA, 1537 nt
Organism: Oreochromis aureus
Lineage: Eukaryota; Metazoa; Chordata; Actinopteri; Cichliformes; Cichlidae
Gene: rsrc1
Product: arginine/serine-rich coiled-coil 1
Exons: 10
Coding region: 323-1312 (329 amino acids)
Biological process (GO): alternative mRNA splicing, via spliceosome
Cellular component (GO): cytoplasm; nucleus
Source: RefSeq, a predicted model, not a curated record